AUGGGGCCCCCCAGGCAAUAAGGGGAUCAUGGGGCCCCUGUGUCCUCGCCCACAAUCAAACCACACCCAAAAAAGCCUAUGAAAAGAACCUUUCACUACCCCCCUUCCCAGCGAUAGAGAGAAAGACACCCAUCUUCACAGCUCCGGACAUCUCUGAUGAGAGUCAGGCUCUAUCAGGGGUGGACUGACAACUCAUGGGGCCCCCGGGCAAUAGGGGAUCAUGGGGGCCCCCUGUGUCCUUGCCCAAACGUAAAAAAGCCUAUUAAAAAGGUACCAGGGGCAUCUCAUGGGGCCCCCUACUGACCCCGGGCCCUCGUGCAGUGCCUGAGUUUCCAAAUGGUCAGUCCGCCUCUG
Messenger RNA from Staurois parvus, 354 nucleotides. The record is from the annotation of a GenBank genome assembly. NCBI's taxonomy places the organism in Eukaryota, Metazoa, Chordata, Amphibia, Anura, Ranidae.